UUUUCUUCCUCUUUCACACCCUGCAGGUUUUGACAGCUACUAAAAUUAGAUAUUGGAGGUUUUGUUCAAUUAGAUGCUAGGUUUUGACAAGUCCCCAUGAGAUGUAAUGGCAAAAGAGAAUUGAUAGGCACACAGUUUCUUCUUGUUAUCAUGCUAUAUAAAAAACAUGUCUCAGUUGUGGUGGUUUGGUUUGGUUUUUGUUGUUUUCCAUUGUAGGAAUGCUAUUGAUUCCUCUUUAUUCAAGCAAUGGUUGCAUAACUUGCAAAGUGAGAUUGGGAUUCUAGCUGAUGGCACCUUGGCUCUGAGACAAGUUCUAAUUCAGGGUGUAGACAUGUUUGGAAAGCGCAUUGGGUUUCUCAAAUUUAAAGCUGACAUUUAUAAGCCAGUUCCAGGUAUUGUAUUUGCAAGAGGACUUGCUGUGACUGUGUUGAUACUUCUGGAAUCAGAUGGUGAAACUUAUGCUGUCCUUACUGAACAGGCAAGGGUUCCUACUGGAAGAAUUAUUUUGGAAUUGCCUGCUGGAAUGUUAGAUGAUGACAAGGGUGAUUUCGUUGGCACUGCAGUUCGUGAGGUUGAAGAGGAGACUGGCAUAAAGUUCAAACUUGAAGACAUGGUUGAUCUCACUGCUUUCUUGGAUUCUUCAACAGGAUGCAGAUUUUUUCCCUCACCGGCUAGUAUUGGAAUAGAUAACUUGAACGCUUAAUGCACAAAGUGGAGCAGUUUUAGGUUGAUUUUGAUCUUUUACUAAGUAUUUAGGUUGAUGAUCAUCUCUAUUAGUGUAAUUUGAUAUAUCAUGAGCAGUUCUAACUUGUAUUGUUUCUGUAUUUUUCUUCGGUUUUUAGUUUUGGAAUUUGAA
Arachis duranensis is the source of this 856-nucleotide messenger RNA. RefSeq names its product nudix hydrolase 14, chloroplastic-like. The coding region runs from base 167 to 703 and encodes 178 amino acids. NCBI's taxonomy places the organism in Eukaryota, Viridiplantae, Streptophyta, Magnoliopsida, Fabales, Fabaceae. The transcript has 6 exons. Gene Ontology annotation, molecular function: ADP-glucose pyrophosphatase activity; ADP-ribose pyrophosphatase activity. The record is from RefSeq and is a predicted model, not a curated record. Gene Ontology annotation, biological process: ribose phosphate metabolic process; nucleoside phosphate metabolic process.